Molecule: messenger RNA, 843 nt
Organism: Polistes canadensis
Lineage: Eukaryota; Metazoa; Arthropoda; Insecta; Hymenoptera; Vespidae
Product: balbiani ring protein 3-like
Exons: 4
Coding region: 63-683 (206 amino acids)
Cellular component (GO): membrane
Molecular function (GO): growth factor activity
Source: RefSeq, a predicted model, not a curated record
CAAGUAGAGUUCUCCGAAGUAUAAUAUUUCAGUUCUUCGUAUUCAGUGUACGAAACAAAACGAUGAUGUGGAAGAUAAAUAUAAGCGUAUUGUUUAUAAUCAAUCUAAUUAAUAUCAUCGAUGGAAAUUGUGAAAUCAAAGUAUACGAUAAUGAAUAUCAAGAAAAAGAAGUAGUAUGCAGCAACAUGAGAGAGAAAGUUAAUAAUGUAAGGGCACAGGUGAAAUGUAUGCCGAGAACGACAUUAAUGAAAUUAUUCCUGAAUAACGAAUAUACUUAUUAUCCUAACGUGAUACCAUUAAAAAGAUGUCACGGUCAUUGUCGUUUUUCUUGUUUACCGAUAAGAACAAAAAAAACACCUAUUCUCCUCCAACGUUCUCAUAUCAAUUCUGCUACUGUAUCAUGCGUUAUUGUCGAGGUCGAGGAACACACGCAUUGCAAAUGUGGCUGCGACGUUAUGGAGGAACAUUGCAACAACAAACAAAUCUACAAUGAAGAAGCUUGCAGCUGCGAUUGCAUAAAUGACGAAGAAAAAUUGAAAUGUAUGAAAAAACCUAACAUGUCUUGGGAUCCGGACAAUUGCAAAUGUAUGUGCAAUAAAAGUGAAGAAACGUGUUCAAGUGGUCUUAUGUGGAUUCGUGAUGCAUGCGCUUGCGCCAAAGUAACCAUGGUUGGAGAUAAUUAAUUUAUUAACGACCAUAACGAAAUAUACACUUAUUUUAAUUUGAAAUUUAUCCUAAGCUUUAAUAAAAAUGCGCUAAUUAGUUGUACCUCGUCGUACUUAGAAUGAUCAAAUUAUUAAAACAAAGAGAAAAAAAAAAACAGGAAAAUAAAUGAACAAGAGA